GGAAAGUAAUGGGAAUGGAUAGUUGAAAAAAAUCUAGAAAAAGAAAUGAAUGAACGAUCCUUGACAAUUUGCCUGUAUUCACUAAACAAUAUUACCAUUAAUGCAUAGAAGCAUACAUAUGCUCCUAUGCAAACAAGUCAUUUAGAGCGAAGGUGAGAAGAAAACAAAUGGAAAACGAGAUUGCAAAUUCAUUUAAACACUUUAAGCUCGAUAUCCUUUUUCGUUUUAUAGUAAAAGCAAGGCUUUCUUGAUUGCUAGCAAGGUUUAGUAGCGCUCGUUUCCAGGUUCAGUUGUUGAAAAUUCUACGAAGCAGCUUUGUAGUUAUUUUUUUCCAAUCUAAUAAACUGUGUGAAAAGGAAUACUUCGUUUGCAAUUGCUCAUGAAAUUGGUAAUUUUGUGUUUACUCCUUAGUAUUGCAAUCCCAGUAUUCAUUCAGCGUUUCCAAUCUGGCAUAGUUUCUUUAAAAAACGUUUUGAGAGUGAAGCGUUUUCCACAGAAAACACUACUGAAUGCCUCUCUUUUAAUGUUUGCAGAAGAUGGAGAUUUGCUAGACGUUUUGCAAACUAUCCGAACUGUGGAAGAUCGAUGGAAUAAGAGAUUCCAUUAUCCCUGGACAAUUUUUAGUUCGAAGGAAGUUUCUCCUUUUUUUAUAGAAUCUACGAGCUCUGUAGCAUCCGGAAAUUGUGAAUAUGUUCAAUGGGACUCUACCGAAUAUUUGGAGACAGGCUUAAAAGAUGAUAUAUACUACUUGGAGCAAUCAGGAAAGCUUUCGGAUGAAGGAGUCAACUACAGUAGAUCGGGAUCUUUUCAUCGAUACCAGGAAUGGAUUUUACAUACCUUGUUAUACCAUCCACAGCUUCGAUUUGACUAUGUAUGGCGGCUUGAGCCAGGAGUUCGUUUUAAUUGUGAAGAAAAUUCAGAUUUGUUUCAUGAGAUGGAACAAAAUAAUGCAACCUUAGGAUUCACCAACCAUGUGUGCGAAACGAGACAUACAGGAAUCCUCGAGCUUGAACAAGCUUUGGACAAGUACGAGCAAGAAUGGAUACCGGAUCGACCCCGUCAAGCAUGGGAGUACUUUAACGAAGAUGUAUACUGUAAAUACUGGCCUUACAAUGAGAUAAUUGCUUUACGAAAAUUUCGAGAGAAUUCUUCGCUUGUUCAGCUGACUCAACACUUGCUCAACGAAGGAGGCAUUUAUUAUCAUCGAUGGACAGAAUCAGAUAUACUUUCUCUAGUGCUGAAAGUUUACGAUUCUCCAACUCUCCAUCUGAGUACUAUUGGAUACCUUUUUCGCCCGGAUGCAAACCAUUGCCCAGAUAUUGAGUCUGGAAGAUGUGCAUGCUAUAUAGAAGUGUAGCUCACUCGAGAAGACUAUGACUUGUUAAGGAUGACUUCUACUCCAUUUGUCUUGGAUGAACACGCAAACCAGUCAAGUGAACUAUGCAACCAACCUAUCCUGUAUCUGUUCCAAAAAAAAAAAAUACUAUAUAGACGUCCAUUAAUUUUCAUCGUUUUGGCGAGGCUUCAUAAGUCCAUCUGUUACUUU
Schizosaccharomyces cryophilus OY26 is the source of this 1546-nucleotide messenger RNA. RefSeq names its product mannosyltransferase. Lineage: Eukaryota; Fungi; Ascomycota; Schizosaccharomycetes; Schizosaccharomycetales; Schizosaccharomycetaceae. Gene Ontology annotation, molecular function: alpha-1,2-mannosyltransferase activity. The record is from RefSeq and is a predicted model, not a curated record. Bases 380 to 1357 code for a protein of 325 amino acids. Gene Ontology annotation, cellular component: Golgi apparatus; membrane. The transcript has 5 exons. Gene Ontology annotation, biological process: cell wall mannoprotein biosynthetic process; protein N-linked glycosylation; protein O-linked glycosylation.